Molecule: messenger RNA, 1410 nt
Organism: Candidula unifasciata
Lineage: Eukaryota; Metazoa; Mollusca; Gastropoda; Stylommatophora; Geomitridae
Source: the annotation of a GenBank genome assembly
AUGAAACGGUUCAGUGCCCCAGCCUCUGUGUACCCCGACCCCACGAGGCCACCAGACGAUGAUGACAGCGACGCUAGCCUCAGCGAUGGUAGUAAGAAGGUCAAAACCGCUCAGUCGUUUGAAUCUCUGUUCAAUAGUGAGUCCCUUAGCGAUAUCGUUCUGGACAUUAACCAAGGAGAGUUCGUCUUCCACGCCCACAAAAUGAUUGUGGGAUUGAAGAGUGAACGCCUGGCAGCUCUGAUUACAAGUGUUGCCUCGGUAUCCCUUGACAACAGCAGCAAGCCGGUACUCUACCUUCUGGAAACGCCAGAGUGCAGCGCCAUAUUUAGUCGCUUCCUGUAUUUUAUCUAUAGUGGCGCUGUUUGGCUUCAUCGGGACUACGUCGUCCCACUUUUCAAACUGGCCGUGAAAUAUGGCGUAGGGGCGCUAGCCACCCAUUGUGAAAAUUACAUCAUACAGUUAUUGAAUAAGUGUUUGAAUGUUGAUACUAACUGUGCCAACCCUCCGCCAACCAUGCACGUGACAACCGUGUGUGAUUUGUAUGAAGAUGCGGAAUACAGAGAUGAGACGCGGAAGUCCGCGUUUUGUGUGCUGGGUCGCAGAUUCGCAGACCUUAUACGUACGGAUAGAUGGAUAUUUUGUAUGUGGACAACCGUGCGGGACCUACUGAGGUCUGACGAGUGUGCUUGCGAAGAAAACUUAAUUUUAGUGGCCGCUACAGACUGGAUGAAACGAAAUAAACUGCAAGAUAAAGCCCGCAUUCAGGAGAUACUAGCUUCGAUUCGCUACCCGCGGUUGCCACGUCGGGUGUUGUACCACCUUCACACGACUGCAAGCUUCAAAAAUUUCCCGCAGGUCCAGGACCUUAUAGAGGCUGCUAUUCGCUACCACUGUUUUAAAGACGUUCCCGAGGCUCAGAAUGAAUUUUCUGGUCUUCAGUACAGAGUCAGAUGGCGGAGCAGAACAAGACACACCGUAUGUGGAGGAGAGACAAUUUCCCAUUCGGAAAACCACGACAACCCUGCUCAAAAUCACUGGCAUUUUGAUGACUGCGAUGAUUCUACUCUACCCGUUGUCGCAGACACUCACGAAGCUGUUGAUCACUGUGAUAGCAAUAACCUUGACCUCAUGACGAAUUCCAGGUCAGCGGAGAUCAACCACAACCACCACCACCACCAGCACCACCACCCUCUGUGUCGGAGCCAGUUUUCUCAAACCACGAGAUAUUCCCACCGCCAUGGUCCCCGAACGUGGGGCAACCAUGGUUCUAUUCCAGACUCUGUGGUGUCAACAUUUCACCCUGUGGUGUCGCCAGUAGUCGCGGUACAGCCCCACGUCCACACAGAUACCACAAGCUCUUCGCCGGAUAUAUCCUUGCAAAUCAACAUCCAUAACCACAACCAAGUUUGA